AUGAAAAAACAGGCUGAGCAUAAAGGCAUUCAAGUCUUGCUAUCGGUGGCUGCCCAGUUUGCUAGUCAGCCUCGGCACUCGGCUAUUUCUCUUGAUAAAAUUGGUCAGCGCAUUGGUAGUAAACUCCCUUUUAUUCUUGACCUAGAUCGCACACAUGUGCAAACUAAGGAAUUCUGGCCUAAAGUCAUUUCCCAAGACAUUCUGACUCAUUUUGGCGUUAAAACACUUACUUAUGGCCUCUCUAAACAAACUGGCCGGCAAGUUAUUAAACUUCAGCCGCUUUGGGAUUCUUCUCUUCCAGAGUAUGCCCUUCCUAUCAUCCCAGCUAUGAUUGAACGACUUUUUCUCGGUUGGUACAAACCCAUCUCCGUUCAAAUCCAACAGGACAAAGCAAUCCUCCUUAUCCUUCAAGAAGUCAACACCAGCCCAUCUACUUAA
This is a messenger RNA of Nematocida homosporus, 438 nucleotides long. RefSeq lists its product as uncharacterized. The record is from RefSeq and is a predicted model, not a curated record. The transcript has a single exon. Bases 1 to 438 code for a protein of 145 amino acids. Lineage: Eukaryota; Fungi; Microsporidia.